AUUCUUCAGUUUGAAGAUAUUAUGACCAAUCCUUUCUACCGAGAGCGCUUUGGAACAUACCUGGAGCGAAUGGACAGGCAGACUCUGAUUGGCUUUUGGGAAUCUGUGGAGCACCUGAAGACUGCUAACAAGAAUGAAAUUCCACAGUUGGUUGGUGAAAUUUAUCAGAAUUUCUUUGUGGAAAGCAAAGAAAUACCCGUGGAGAAGUCACUUUACAAAGAAAUCCAGCAGUGUCUCGUAGGAAACAAAGGCAUCGAGGUGUUCAGCAAAAUCCAAGGGGAUGUGUAUGAGGCGCUGCGGGACAGGUACUACCCGUCCUUCAUCGUCAGUGACCUCUAUGAGAGGCUGGUGACGAAAGAGGAAGAAAGGCGGGAUGCACAGCCCACCUCUGACAAGGAUGAGCUGGGUUCAGGAGGGGAGGCUGGCGAGGAAGCCAUAGAAGGCAGCAGUGGGAUUAGCGAUCAAACCAGCUUUGCUGUAAACAAACUUCGAGAGCUGAGUGAGAAGCUUGAAUAUAAAAGGCAAGCUCUAAGUUCUAUUCAAAAUGCACCAAAACCCGAUAAGAAGAUUAUUUCCAAGUUGAAGGAUGAAAUACUUCUGAUAGAGAAAGAAUGCACAGACCUCCAGCUGCACAUGGCAAGAACGGACUGGUGGUGUGAGAACCUGGGCCUGUGGAAAGCAACCAUCACCAGCGCAGAG
Molecule: messenger RNA, 699 nt
Organism: Microtus ochrogaster (prairie vole)
Lineage: Eukaryota; Metazoa; Chordata; Mammalia; Rodentia; Cricetidae
Gene: Snx25
Product: sorting nexin-25-like
Exons: 4
Cellular component (GO): endosome
Molecular function (GO): phosphatidylinositol binding
Source: RefSeq, a predicted model, not a curated record